Drosophila mojavensis is the source of this 5138-nucleotide messenger RNA. It is a transcript of the gene RhoGAP93B, whose product is annotated as filaggrin-2. Gene Ontology annotation, cellular component: cytoskeleton; cytoplasm. Gene Ontology annotation, biological process: signal transduction. The record is from RefSeq and is a predicted model, not a curated record. The transcript has 14 exons. The coding region runs from base 412 to 4407 and encodes 1331 amino acids. NCBI's taxonomy places the organism in Eukaryota, Metazoa, Arthropoda, Insecta, Diptera, Drosophilidae. Gene Ontology annotation, molecular function: protein binding; GTPase activator activity.
AAGGCGGAUGAAAUAUUUUUAAUUAUAAACACGGACACAUAAAUAAUUGAAAAAAGAAAAUGCAUUUGUGCAAGCGAAAAGCAAAGCGAAAAUAUGGCCUGUAAAUUAUAUCAUAAAUGUGAAAGUGUUCGCCAAGCGUUAACGCCACAGGCAAAGUGAAAAAAGGAGUGCGAGUGGAAGAAAAAAUCAAUUGAAAAAGAAAAAUUGCAUUUCGCUGCCCCAGCCCCCAUUUACGAAAAAAAUAAAAUAAAAGUGUGUAGUAGUAUCAGUGAAAAUAUAUUAAGUUGUACGUGCUUGUGUGCGGAGAGUCAGUGGGGUGCAUGUGCUGAGAAAAGAAGAAGCAGCUGCUGCAGAAAUAGCAAAAGGAGACAGCAACGACAAGCGGCCAAGUUACAAUAAAGCGUUGGAAAAAUGAGUUCAAGUUGUGAAAGAAUAGAAUGGGUGGAAAUAAUCGAGCCGCGCACCAAGGAGCAUAUGUAUGCCAAUCUAACAACUGGCGAAUGCGUUUGGGAUCCACCCGAGGAUGUGCCAAUUAAGCGAACCGACUCAUCGCAAUGGUGGGAAUUGUUUGAUACGAACACGCAGCGCUUCUAUUACUAUAAUGCCGCAACGCAGAAGACCGUGUGGCAUCGGCCGAGCAAGUGUGACAUCAUACCGCUGGCCAAGCUGCAGACCCUCAAACAGAACACCGAUCCGAGUGAGCGACGAGAGCAAACCACGCCACAGAAGCAUUCGGUGGCCAAGCAGCAACAGCAACAGCAGCAGCCGCAGCAACAGCCAUCGCCCAUGUCGGCAGCUAAUAAGAAGGGGCGUGCCCAACGUGGCAACGGCGCCAUGGCCAGCUCCGAGGAGCAGCUGAUCAGCAGCGAAAUGAUCUCUAGUCCACGAGGCCGUCAAAGUUUUCGCGUUGGCACUGGUGACUCAGUCCGUUCGAUGGAGCUGCAGCAGCAGCAGCAACAGCAAUCACAGCAGCAACAGGGCUACGGAUCGCGACGCUCACAGGACUCUUGCAAUCAUUACAAGGAAUCGGGCAAGUCAAGCGAUUCGAGUCUGUCCAGCGCUCAUGGCUAUCGGCGCUUCAAUGAUGCCUCUAAUGGUGCAUCAGGGCCAAAUGAGCCGCUGCGUCUGGGCUCCUUGCAGAAGCAUCAGCACGGCGGCAAGGAUAAUGGCGCCUUUGAAAUGUUGCAAGAAAGCGUCAGCUCGCAUAAUUUACCGCAAGGCUCCUCAUCGUAUGUUGGUGACAGCAACAAGUAUUUCGAUCAUCAAUUGCUGCCCAGCCAUAUGCAGGGAUAUUGCUCCUCCAAGUCAUCCGAUAUUGCCUCACCUACACAUUCGAUAAAUACGCCGCAGGCGCAGAAGAAGAAGAUAUCGCCAGAUGCCGAGCGACAGUACAAUUACGCACAACAACAACAACAGCAGCAACAGCAACGUAUCGCACAACGCGGCGGAGGAGCAGCUCCCGCCUCUGGUAAACCAUUUGGAUCAGCUAUUGGAGAUCGUGAGUACAAGGUCUCAUUGGCGCGUUCCGGCAGCUUUAUGUCCUCCUCUAUAAAUCCAGCCGCGGCUGGACAUCACAGUAAAUCGUAUCGGAAGAGCAGCGCUGAAGCAAAUGGCGGUGGUGUCGGUGGUGUUGGUGGUGGCGGCGUUAGUGUUGGUGGUGCUGUCUAUGGCGGUGCCGCCAGCGACGAUUCCAUGCAUGAAAAGUACUUUAAGUCUGUGGAGAAUACACCGCUCUCGCGGCGCCGGCACACAACCAAUGCUAGCAAGAGCCAAAGCCAAGGCACCACCGGCAGCGGCAGCAGCGGGCACAAGAAACACUCGAGCGACUCCAGUCCACAGAGUCCGAUCAGUCCGCAGACAAAGAGCUCUCGACAGGCCAAGACAAGUGCCACAAAUCCGCCGCCACAGCUGCAGCAGUCUGGAUCAGGGAUGGAUCGUCUCAGCUUGGAGCGGAUGUCGUUGGGCAAAGCGGCGCCCAUUUCACCAAGUGCUGGCUCCGAUAAUCUGGGCAUGUUAACACACUCGUCCAGGGGCUCCAAUGACUCAACGGCCAGGCGUCAAAAAUCCAACAGCUCCACAGCAAAUCGUUCGCAGUCAUCUCACCAUUAUCCGGGUCAGAGUUCAUUGCGGCACAGCGCCAGCUCCAGCUUGGACAAACGUGGCUAUCAUCCGCUGCAGAACACGUGUGAGAAGCGGGAUUCGCGGCGUAGCAAGACGCAGCAGCACCAUUUGCAUGCGGACAGCAGCGAUGUGGAGUAUGACAAUGGAAACAUCUCGCCUCUCUACAGCAAUUGCGGGCAGGAGAUGCCGCAUCUGCUGCCGCUAAAGCAUUACAUUAUCGAGCAGGCCAAGCUUUAUGGUCGAUAUGACUAUGGACGGGAUGGCGAUGGCGUUGGUGAUUCGGAUUCGUAUCACUCGGAUAGUCAGUCGGAGCAUUCACUCUCUGGCCAUGAGCCGGACAAUGAGGACUCCGACGGUGGCUCUGAUACACAUGGCGGCUAUUUGGAGCACAAUUAUGGCAUGAUUGAUGACUACGCCAAUAUGGGCGACAGCGUCUCCUACUAUGCCUAUCAGUAUCCGCCCUACGAUCCAGCUGGUCGCGAGGAUAUUUCCGACAACGUGGAGGCCGUGCUGGAGGGCAUUGGCGGCAAUCAGGAUCCCGUCACGGCUCCCAAGCCCAAGCCCCGCUAUCAGAUCUCAUACUAUGACACCGUCUCCCAUUGCCCUCCUUCGUCAGGGGGUCAGGGCCAUCAGUACAACCAGCAGAAUAAUCAACAACUGUACUCAAAUACGCCCGCCUAUCCGUUUGCCAGUCAUGGUCAUGGCCAUGGUCAUGGCUUGGGCCAGCCACCGGCACCUCCACACCACCAGCAGCAGCAACUGCAUUUGGAUCCCAGUGAUGCGUCCAGCGCCAAACAGAAGCAAUCUCAGACAUUGCCCUCGCCCAAUCGUCAAAUUUCCCGUCUAGUCGCCGGCCAGUUAACCAAAGAUGAGGCCAAUCACGGCCAAUCGCAACAGCAGCAGCAACCGCCGCAGUCGCAGCAAUCUCAGCUCUUGGCCAGCAGCAGCAGUCUCAGCCGUGGCGGCAACCAUAAGCUGGCCCCGCCGUCACUAAAGCCCACCAUACAGCAGAUAUUUCCACCCAGCGACCGUGCGCCUGGUGCCCCAACGCUGGCGUGCAUGAAGGAAUGUGAUAUUGAGAAGUUUGCCGCUGACAAUUUAAACAUGCACUCGAAGGGCAUCUUCCGCAAGAAGGCAUCUGUGCGGGACAUGCUUAGCUGGACGGCGGAGGCUAUAAGUCGCCCGAUGUUGGCCUUGUCGCGCGAUAAGGCCGACAAAAAGACGGCCAUUGAGCUGUUCAAGCUGGUGCAAAUCUACAUGGGUGAUCGCAAGGCACGCAUGGGCAUGAACCUCAAUUCGGUGGCCAUAGAUAUUAUUGUAGCAUCCCUACCGCAACAACAAUUACGCGAUGAACUUUAUGUGCAGCUAUGCCGCCAGACCACGGAGAAUCCCAAACGCGAGUCACUUAUACGUGGCUGGGAGCUAAUGGCCAUUUGUUUAUCGUUUGUGCCACCUUCUCCGACGUUUCAGCCCACGCUACUCAACUAUGUUAAUCGCCAUCGUGAUCCCUCGUUUGCCACUGGCUUUCUAGAAGUCUGCAAAUGGCCCAUACACGUGCAGAUCUCGCAUUAUGCAACCGUUUGUUGCCGCCGCUUGGAUCGCAUUGGCAGCAGCGGCCGUCGCUUGGCCAAGAAGCCCACCGUUGAUGAGGUGGAACAGGCACGGCAACAAAUUUUACGGAACAGUAUGUUUGGCAACACGCUGUCCGAGGUGAUGGAUCUACAAAAGGAUAAGUUUCCAACACGUAAACUACCCUGGAUACAAACCACGCUUUCAGAGCAUGUGCUUCUGCUCAAUGGCAAACAAACUGAGGGCAUUUUUCGUGUAUCCGCCGAUGUGGAUGAGGUGAAUUGCAUGAAGAGUCGCUUGGAUCGGUGGGAUGUUCCUGACUAUAAGAACAAUAUGGUUGAUGCACAUGCGCCUGCCAGUUUGCUUAAGUUAUGGUAUCGUGAGCUGUACGAUCCGCUUAUACCCGAUGAUUAUUAUGAGGAUUGCGUGAAUACUGAGGAUCCCGAUAAAGCCAAAGAAAUAGUUAAUAAGUUGCCACAAAUUAAUCAACUGGUCCUAACGUAUUUAAUACACUUUCUGCAACAAUUCUCCAACCCGGAGGUGGUUGCCUGCACCAAAAUGGAUUCGUCGAAUCUGGCAAUGGUAUUUGCGCCAAAUUGUUUGCGAUGCACUUCAGAUGAUCCCAAGGUGAUUUUGGAGAAUGCGCGCAAGGAGAUGUCCUUUAUACACGUCUUAAUACAGCACAUGGACACAACGCAUGUGGCCAAUCUGGUCUAGAGAGCUUUGAUAGCUAUUUAAAAAGAUACCGAACUAUUCAAAUACCAAUGAGCAUACCUAUAUAAAUAUAUGUAUAUGUAUGUAUAUAUCGACAUAUAUAUAUAUGUGCAUAUAUGUUAAACGUUAUUAACCUAUCCUAAACUUACUUAAAUAGCCUAUUUGUAUUUAUGCAAAUUGAAAACGUCAAGAACUCCUAACAAGCUCCUAACUUUAACUAUACUAAUAAUUUUUUGGUACUCGAAUUUUCUAAACUAAUUCAAUUAAUUUUAUUGUAUGCUUAAUUUAAAAAAAAAAAUACUCCGAACUUUUGUCAGCAUUGUAACGUGUAGUGCUUAUUAAACCAAAAAAUUAAAAUACAGAUCUAAUCCAAAAGUUAUAAAAUAUAUAUGAAUUUCAAAACUUGCAACUUAAACCGAAUGAGCGUGUGAAAUUUUAGAAUAAUUUAUUUAUUUCGCGUCUUAGUUUUAUAAAAGUUCACACAAGAAGCCAAGCAAAAUACUCAAAAGAAGAAAACCAACUCUCAAACAAAAACUUGUGAAGCAUAUAAAUAUUAUAAAUAUAAAGAAGAAGAAAAGUACUGUAAACAAAAAUGAAAUGCAAUAACUGAUUUAAUUCAAUAAAUAAAAAAAACUGCUUACAAAUCAUAUGCAGCAACAUAGUGCUAUAUAUAUAUAUAUAUAUAUAUUUAUUCGUAUGCAUUAUAUAAUAAAGAAAUGUUAUGAUGAAGAUAA